Molecule: messenger RNA, 1693 nt
Organism: Arabidopsis thaliana (thale cress)
Lineage: Eukaryota; Viridiplantae; Streptophyta; Magnoliopsida; Brassicales; Brassicaceae
Product: FAD/NAD(P)-binding oxidoreductase family protein
Exons: 16
Coding region: 189-1619 (476 amino acids)
Source: RefSeq, marked reviewed
GGCGUCGUUUUAGCCUUAUGAAGCAACGGCGUCGUUUUGGUAUCUCUAAUCAUCAUCUUCAUUUGCUUCUCAAAUUGAGAACUUAAGGGUUUAACGGAUUUAUUUUGGUCAUGAAUCAGAGUCUUUGCAAUAGUCGUUGACGUUAGAAUUCGAUAAGUAGGAUCAAAGUUCGGAAUUUUGAGUGUGUAAUGAGCUUGAAUUUGGCAAAUCCUGUAUGGGUUCCUGUAAAAGCUUUGUUAUGUAGAACAAUCAGGAGAAGGAGAAUUUUCACUGCCACUGCUAUAACUAGUUUAGCCGACAAGGGGGAAAAGGAUGAGAGUGAGCUUUUGGUUGUUGUUGGUGGUGGAGCAGCUGGAGUUUAUGGAGCAAUUAGGGCUAAAACUCUCUCACCUGAUUUGAGAGUUUUGGUUAUUGAAAAAGGGAGUUUUCUUUCUAAGGUGAAGAUUUCCGGUGGUGGUCGAUGUAAUGUGACAAAUGGGCAUUGCAAUGAUACUAUUAAUUUGGCUGGGCAUUAUCCUCGUGGUCAUAAAGAGCUUAAAGGUUCUUUCUUUUACACACAUGGACCUGCUGAUACUAUGUCAUGGUUUUCUGAGCAUGGAGUGCCACUAAAGACUGAAGAUGAUGGAAGAGUAUUCCCUGUUAGUGAUAAUUCAUUAUCUGUAGUUGAUUGUCUCUUAAAUGAAGCAAACAUUAGAGGAGUUAGGCUUGAGAGAGGAAAGUCUGUGUUAGCUGCUUCUAUUAAACCCGAUGGAAAGUUCCUUGUUAAAGUUGGGAAGCAAAGUGCUGACACGUCUGAAUCUAUAGAAGCUACAUAUCUUCUGAUUGCAACUGGAAGUAGCCAAAAGGGUCACUCUUUAGCCACUAAAUUUGGUCAUUCCAUUGUAGAUCCAGUACCGAGCUUAUUCACUUUUAAGAUCAAUGAUCCAUUGCUGACCGAGUUAGCAGGGAUUAGUUUCUCGAAAGUCCAAGCCAAACUGAAAUUAGAUAAUCCAUGCCCGGAUUUGUCUAACCUCGUGCAGAUUGGUCCUAUGCUUGUAACACAUUGGGGACUUAGUGGACCGGUUAUUCUUCGACUCUCUGCAUGGGGUGCACGGUACCUCUUUAGUUCUAAGUACAAAGGGCAUCUUAUUGUCGACUUCAUACCGGAUAUUAACAUCGAAACUGCUAAAUCUGUACUCAAAGAACACAAGCUGCAGUUUUCAAAGCACAAAGUGUCCAAUUCCUAUCCUCCUCAAUUUGGUCUUGUCAAUAGAUUCUGGAGAUACAUUCUAGACCGCGAGGGUUCUUCAAAGGACACCUUAUGGGCUUCAUUGUCUAAUAACUCCUUGAGCUCUAUUUCUGAUCUUCUUAAACAUUGUACAUUUCAAGUCACUGGAAAGGGUCAAUACAAAGAUGAGUUUGUGACAGCAGGAGGAGUUCCUUUAUCCGAGACAAUGGAGAGCAAAUUGGUUCCAAAUCUUUUCUUUGCGGGAGAAGUACUAAAUGUAGAUGGAGUUACAGGAGGAUUCAAUUUCCAGAAUGCUUGGUCAGGUGGUUAUAUCGCAGGCACAAACAUCGGCGAAUUAGCAAGUAGUAGCAGAAUAAGUUCGAAAGAAAGAAAAGUUACUAUAGGAUUGUAGUUUGCUUAUAAGAAAAGUACUGUCAACAUUUUUUUUCUUUUUGUCAAAAUACAGUUUCUAUUUAUCUAUGUAGG